Trichoplusia ni (cabbage looper) is the source of this 2282-nucleotide messenger RNA. RefSeq names its product sorting nexin-7-like. Gene Ontology annotation, molecular function: phosphatidylinositol binding. The coding region runs from base 310 to 1743 and encodes 477 amino acids. The transcript is spliced from 10 exons. The record is from RefSeq and is a predicted model, not a curated record. Lineage: Eukaryota; Metazoa; Arthropoda; Insecta; Lepidoptera; Noctuidae.
GUCAUAUUACUAAAAAACGAUACUAAUUUAAUAUAUCGAAAGUGUAAAUCUAGUGAAAUUUAAAGUUUAAGUCAUUCGGAUAUCGAUCCGUAGCCAAAUAAUUAGGGCAAAUAUUUGUGCAGUUUUUCGUAAUCAAAUCUCUAAUUAGGUGCGCGGUGUCACUAUCGUAUAAUUUUAAAUAACUUUCGCGAUAACACGCGAUAGCUGUAACGGCUUUUUAUCGUGUAGAAGUGGAAAUAUACUACAAAUAACACGCCCCCUUUGCCGAGAACACGAAAGUUGUUUGUUUUAUUUUUAAAAUACAGCACAAUGGCAAGUGAGAGCAGCUCCGCAGUGUUGGAGCUGAACGAUGCCGAUACUGAGGACACGGAGCCGACCACUGUGACUGAUGACACUCAUGAGGGAGUGCCUCUUAUUAUGGAGCAUGGACAUGACAUUGCUGUUAAGGUGGACGCGCCCAUGAAGCAGCUGUCGACGCUGGAGACGUUCGUGACGUACCGCGUGCGCUGCGUGUGCGCGCGCUGGCCCACGCCGCCGCACGUGCGCAGGCGGUACAACCACUUCAAGGUCCUCCACAAGCGUCUGUCCGCGUCGCACCCGCUGCUGGCCCCGCCGGCGCUGCCGCCGCUACACUCCGCGCGGCAGCAGCUGGACCGCUACUCGCCCGCCUUCGUCGCACUCAGGACAUGCGCGCUCAACGCCUUCCUAGAGCGAGUGGCGAAGCACCCGAUUCUAACACAUAGUGAAGACUUUCGGAUAUUCCUGACAACGCCUGAUGAAGAACUAGAUAAGGUAUUUAAGAGUGAGAACAGUGCGCUAAACCUGUGGGGGCUCAGCAGCGCGCUGUACGGCUCCGGAGAGGCCAAGACUGCUAACGGACCCAGGGUUAAGGAUCCAGAGUUCACCUCAGCGGCUGACUACCUCCAGUCUCUGCAGCAGAAGCUGACCUCGCUGUGCGCGCUCAGCGUCAAGCUGCAGAAGAAUACUCUCGCGUUGGGGACCGAGCUCAUGGGCAUGAAGCGCGCGUGUGACGCGUGGUCAUCCCAGUCCUCCGGACUGUGCGCGCUGGCGGCGGCGGGCUGCGCGCGGGGCGCGGGCGCGGCGGCGGGGGGCGCGCUGGGCGCGGGGGGCGCGGCCGGGGGCGCGGCGGGGGGCGCGGGGGCGCGGCGCGGGGCCCUGCGCGCGCGCGCCGUGCUGCCACUGCUGGCCGCGUCCGCCGCCGCGCACGUGCAAAAGAUCACGCAGCGGGACGCCAUACACGCUGCCUACGUAGCGGGUACGAACACGACAGAUGAUUUACACAACAGGUUAGAACAAGCCUCCGAAGCCUUACGAUCAGAGCUCUCAGAUUGGAUACCAAAAACGAGAAGCGAAGUCAAAUCCAUCCUUCUAGAGCUAGCAGACCGCCAGGUCAACCUGCACACACAGUCCGUCCUAGGCUGGGAGCACGCCCUCAAACUAGCCACGGAGUCACACAACGAAAUAUUCAAAACAGUAUCCAAAACAGCUGUUCAGAAUCUCUCACCGUCGAAAUGUCACACGGAAGUGACCCCGACGGAGACUGAACGCGACCUCGAUGACCUUAGCGAGGAGUUUGACGGGAAUCUAGACUUCGAUAACCACGCCUCGGAUGAUGAGAAGAAUUUGGAAGAGAACGAUUCGAAAUUGAGCCUAGUUUCAGAGUCCAGUAAGGAUGUGACGUCGGAUCCGUUGAGGGACUUCACCGAUGUUGAUUUGUCGUGAUCCUGCGAUACGUUUUUGGUUGAUCUGCUUAAGGGUAUUUGAGUUGGUUAGUGGUGGGUCCGGGGUUGGUAGGUCCGGGUUUGAUUCUGCCGCGGAAAACAUGGACAAGUCUGUUUGCCUUGCCUUGUAAUGCAGUUUCUGUAGGAAGCAGACAGUUAAGAUUUCUUACUGUUUUUUUUCUGAAAUAAUAAUUCGCUAGAAUAGUUUUUUAUUUUGCGAAAGUUUAUGAUUUAUGACGACACCUACCUAAAUAUGAGUAAAAUUCAUUCUAUGAUUUUUACAUGUCUUCUUAUCGUACAGUUGACAUACCCCCUGGUGUCAGAGUGUACCCCGCCCGUAGUCCUCUGACGUGACGCGACACACACUUGAAACAUUCUGAUGUAACUUUUACACUUAAAUUGGACUUUACCCCCCAUCCCCUCCCCUGGAUCCACCAAUAUCACUCUUACUGAGUACAAAAUUGUAAACUUAGGUAUUUCUACCUAUUAUGUAAAAUAUUUGAUUAGUUAGUCCUAUUGUAAUAAAAAUGACUGUAGGUG